GCGCCAGGGCCCCGGGUCGAGAUCCCGGCCGGGAUCGGAGGCCCCUUCCUGGGGGAGCUUCCUGCCGCGUCGCCCCGCGCUGCGCCCGCCCCCCUGUCCGGGCCGCUCCUUGUAUGGUCCGGGCCCGCGCUCCCCGCGCCCCGCCCCGCCCCGCGCCCCGCCCCCCCGCGGCUAGAGGCGGCCGCUCGGCCCGGGACGCGCAGUCCCAGCCCCGCGCCCAGCGGCCCGCAGACGCGGUGCGCACGCCCGGCCCGCGCCCGGCCCGGCCAUGGCGGCCCCCCGCCCGCCUCCCGCCAUCUCCGUCUCGGUUUCGGCUCCGGCUUUCUACGCCCCGCAGAAGAAGUUCGGCCCGGUGGUGGCCCCCAAACCCAAAGUGAACCCCUUCCGCGCGGGGGACAGCGAGCCCGCCCCGGCCGCCGGGGCCCAGCGCGCACAGAUGGGCCGGGUGGGCGAGAUCCCCCCGCCGCCCCCGGAAGACUUUCCCUUACCGCCCCCGCCCGUCCUUGGGGACAGCGACGAAGCCUUGGGCGCUCUGGGAGGUGCCUUCCCACCCCCUCCUCCCCCGGUCGAUGAGCCCUUUCCCCCAGCACCUCUGGAGGAGGAAAUCUUCCCUUCCCCGCCUCCCUCCUUGGAAGAAGACGGAGGAACUGAGGGCCCCCUGCCGUCCCCGCCACAGCCCAGGGAGAAGGUGAGCAGUAUUGAUCUGGAGAUAGACUCGCUGUCCUCCCUGUUGGACGACAUGACAAAGAAUGAUCCCUUCAAGGCCCGGGUGUCAACUGGCUAUGUCCCCCCACCAGUGACCACACCUUUCAUUGCCAAGCCCAGUACUAAGCCCGCAACUGGGGCUGCCGCCCCCAUACCCCCCUGGAAGACCCCUCCCAGCUCCCAGCCCUCGGCCCCAGUACAGCCACAGAGCCAGCCCCAGCAUCGGGUCCAGCCCCAGCCCCUGGCCCCCCGGCCGGCCAAGCCUCAGGUCCAGCCCCCCACCCAGCACCAGCCUGUAACUCUGGCUCCCAGCCAGCCUCGAGGACCCCCAGCCCCAUCUCCAGCUCCGAAGUUUGCUCCGGUGACCCCCAAGUUUACUCCGGUAGCUUCCAAGUUCAGCCCGGGAGGAGGCCCAGCUGGACCCGGGGUCCAGCCACACCUGAAGCAGGGGCCCCCGGAAGCUCCCUCGCCCACUGACGCAGGCUCUCCGCAGCCCCCCAACUUCACGUAUGCUCAGCAGAGGGAGAAGCCCCGGGUGCAGGAGAAGCAGCAGCCUGUGCCCACACCACCAGCUCCCAGCCAGAACCAGGCCCGCUUGCCUGGGGCCCCGGGACCUCUGACGCUGAAGGAGGUGGAGGAGCUGGAGCAGCUGACCCAGCAGCUGAUGCAGGACAUGGAGCACCCGCAGAGGCAGAGCGUGGCCGUCAGCGAGUCCUGCGGCCACUGCCAUCAGCCUCUGGCCCGUGCCCAGCCCGCAGUCCGUGCCCUGGGGCAGCUCUUCCACAUCACCUGCUUCACCUGCCACCAGUGUGGGCAGCAGCUCCAGGGACAGCAGUUCUACAGCCUCGAGGGGGCGCCGUACUGUGAGGCCUGCUACACUGACACCCUGGAGAAGUGCAACACAUGUGGGCAGCCCAUCACGGAGCGAAUGCUGAGGGCCACGGGCAAGGCCUACCACCCCCAGUGCUUCACCUGUGUGGUGUGUGCCUGCCCCCUGGAGGGCACCUCCUUCAUCGUGGACCAGGCCAAUCGGCCCCACUGCGUCCCCGACUACCACAAGCAGUACGCCCCCAGAUGCUCUGUGUGCGCAGAGCCAAUCAUGCCCGAGCCGGGCAAGGAGGAGACCGUGCGUGUGGUCGCACUGGACAAGAACUUCCACAUGAGGUGCUACAGGUGUGAGGACUGCGGGAAGCCGUUGUCCAUCGAGGCGGACGACAAUGGUUGCUUUCCCCUGGAUGGCCACGUGCUGUGCCGGAAGUGCCACACAGUCCGAGCACAGACCUGAGUGAGGACUGCGUGUUUGCCACGCGCCGACCGCCCACACCGCCCCCGCCAGGCCCUCUCCCUACCGCUCAGUUAUUAUUAUUAAUAUUAUUAUUUUUACUUCGAGCCCCUUCCUCCAUUCCACACCCCACUAAUCUCCUAAACACCCUGGCUGAGUGCUCAAGAGUCCUGGCCCUGGGUAUCAUCCCCCCACCCCACCCCUUCCUGCAGGGACCACCCACGGUCUUCCUGGUGCUCCCUAGGGAGAGGCUGCUGCUUUCACUGCUGCACCCCUGCCCUCAGCCUCUGAACGGCCUGCGUGCUCUGUUUGCCGGGAACCUGGAGAUCCUGGGCUCUGACCUUGUGUGUGUGUGUGGGGGGGGGGGGGGGCAGGGCUGACCCCUGGCCAUUCCCAUCCACCCCCUCGCUGCCAGGUUGUGGCUCCAUCUACAAAUAAACUUUGAAGUUGUUUUCAGAA
Molecule: messenger RNA, 2446 nt
Organism: Erinaceus europaeus (western European hedgehog)
Lineage: Eukaryota; Metazoa; Chordata; Mammalia; Eulipotyphla; Erinaceidae
Gene: ZYX
Product: zyxin
Exons: 10
Coding region: 269-1990 (573 amino acids)
Biological process (GO): integrin-mediated signaling pathway; transforming growth factor beta receptor signaling pathway
Source: RefSeq, a predicted model, not a curated record